Molecule: messenger RNA, 2676 nt
Organism: Prunus armeniaca (apricot)
Lineage: Eukaryota; Viridiplantae; Streptophyta; Magnoliopsida; Rosales; Rosaceae
Source: the annotation of a GenBank genome assembly
AUGGACGACGAAGAUCCUGUGAGGCUCUUCAUGGCCCUCGAUCAGUGGCAAGGCCCUUCAAGCGACCCAGACGACUUUCCUCUCUCCUCGCAAGACUCGCAGUCUCUCUCUUCUUCCUCCGAUACAUACAUGCUCGGCUUCGUCAUAGCCAACAUAGUUGGAAUUCAAUACUAUUCAGGCACCAUCAGUGGCCGAGAAAUGGUGGGUCUUGUCCGCGAACCCCUUAAUCCGUACGAUUCCAACGCCAUCAAAGUCCUCAAUACCAGAACCUUUCAAGUGGGUCACAUUGAACGCACCGCGGCGGCCGCGCUAGCGCCGUUGAUUGACUCGAAUUUGAUUGCGGUGGAGGGCAUUGUUCCCAAUACGCGAGCUAAGGGCAACAGGUUUAAGAUUCCUUGUCAAGUUCACAUCUUUGCAAGAUUGGAAGAUUUCCUGUCCGUGGAGUGUGCAAUUUCGGAAUCUGGGUUACAGCUGAUUUCGGAUUCUCAUGCGUCAUUCACUCUCUCGGAGGCAGUGGUGGUCAAGGAGAAGAAGGCUGAGAAGGGAUGCAAGAGCGUGGAUGAGAUUUUCAAGUUGGUGGAUGAGAAUGCGAGCCAAAAUGGUGCUUUGGAAGCAUUGGAACCUCCAAAAGAAGUGAUCAAAUCGGAGCUUUUUGUCCACCAAAAAGAAGGCUUGGGAUGGUUGGUUCACAGAGAGAAUUCUGGUGAGUUGCCUCCCUUUUGGGAAGAGAAAGAUGGGUCUUUUGUGAAUGUGUUGACCAAUUACCACACUGAUAAGCGACCGGAGCCUCUAAGAGGUGGGAUUUUUGCGGACGAUAUGGGAUUGGGUAAGACUUUAACUUUGCUUUCUUUGAUUGGGUUUGAUAAAUAUGGUAGUGCUCUUCCUGCUUCAGUUGGUAGUGGCAGUGUCGAUGUAAUAAGCAUACUGGAUGAUAACGAAAUUGGUGAGGAUGAGGGGUUGUCUGUUUCUGUUGGUAAGAAGGGCAAGAGGGGUAGACCAAGUAAAACCGGGUCGCGAAAAAAAGACAAAACUGAGGACACCAAUGCUAGUAGCAAUAUGAAGGGCAAAUGUGUGAGUGCUAGUGAUAAGUCUUCUGGUGAUAUCAGUCGCAAGACGACAUUAAUUGUGUGCCCUCCUUCUGUUUUUUCUACUUGGGUAACACAACUAGGAGAACACACUAGGCCAGGGAGACUGAAGGUGUAUUUGUAUUAUGGUGAGAGGACUAGAGAUGCUGAGGAGCUUAAAAAGUAUGAUAUAGUGUUGACUACAUAUAGUAUUUUGGCUACCGAAAAUGCUUGGAUAACAUCCCCUGUAAAAGAGAUUGAGUGGUGGCGGGUGAUUUUGGAUGAGGCACACAUGAUUAAGAAUGUGAAUGCUCAACAAAGUCAAGUUGUCACUAAUUUGAAGGCUAAGCGAAGGUGGGCUGUUACGGGAACACCUAUCCAGAAUGGCUCUUUUGAUUUGUUUUCUUUGAUGGCUUUCUUGCGGUUUGAGCCUUUUUCAAUUAAGAGCUACUGGCAAAGCUUGGUGCAGCGCCCACUUGCUCAUGGCAACCCAAAGGGGCUCUCACGGCUGCAGGUUCUAAUGGCAACCAUCUCUUUGCGAAGAACAAAAGACAAGGGACUGAUUGGAUUGCCACCUAAAACUAUAGAGACUUGUUAUGUGGAACUGUCUGGUGAAGAACGUAAACUGUAUGAUCAGAUGGAAGGAGAAGCAAAGAGUGUUGUGCGGAAUUACUUUGAUGCUGGUAGUAUGAUGCGCAACUAUUCUACUGUACUUAGCAUAAUCUUACGACUUCGCCAGAUCUGUACUGAUUUGGCAUUGUGCCCUUCUGAUCUCAAAUCACUUCUCCCUUCGAACACUAUUGAAGAUGUAUCCAAGAACCCAGAGCUGCUGAAAAAGAUGCUGGAGGUGCUGCAAGAUGGUGAAGAUUUUGACUGUCCAAUUUGCAUUUCCCCACCAACUGAUAUUGUUAUCACUUGUUGUGCUCACAUUUUUUGCCAAGCUUGUAUUCUGAAAACACUUCAGCGCUCGAAACCCUGCUGCCCCCUUUGUCGGCGUCCUUUAUCACAGUCUAAUCUGUUCUCAGCUCCUCAAGCACCUUCUGACAGUGACAACAUGGUAUCCUCUAAAACAACCAUGUCUUCAAAAGUAUCUGCUCUGUUGAAACUUCUUAUUGCAUCAAGGGGUCAAAACCCACUUACAAAAUCAGUAGUGUUUUCCCAAUUUCGAAAGAUGCUGAUAUAUCUUGAAGAGCCACUGAAAGCAGCUGGUUUCAAGACUUUGCGCUUAGAUGGGUCUAUGAAUGCAAAUAAAAGGGCUCAAGUAAUCAAAGAGUUUGGGGUCACGGGACAAGAUGUGCCCACGAUUUUGCUUGCAAGUCUUAAGGCUUCAGGAACAGGUAUAAACCUCACAGCUGCAAGCAGAGUCUAUUUGUUGGAGCCAUGGUGGAACCCAGGAGUUGAGGAACAGGCAAUGGAUCGUGUUCACCGUAUUGGGCAGAAGGAGGAUGUGAAAAUUAUCAGGUUGAUUGCUCGAAACAGCAUUGAAGAGAGGAUAUUGGAGUUGCAGGAGAAAAAGAAGAAAUUUGCAAAGGAAGCUUUCGGAAGAAGGACGGCUAAGGAUCGGAGAAGGGACAUAGGAGUUGAUGAUCUUCUGGGUCUCAUGUCCCUGUGA